Bursaphelenchus okinawaensis is the source of this 684-nucleotide messenger RNA. NCBI's taxonomy places the organism in Eukaryota, Metazoa, Nematoda, Chromadorea, Rhabditida, Aphelenchoididae. The record is from the annotation of a GenBank genome assembly.
AUGCUUUUACUGACAGCUACAAUCGUAUGUCUUGUUGGCGUUGUCAACUCGGAAUCACAAGGUAUUACAGCAUCUGGAGGGUUGACGUGCAAUGGAGAACCAUUGACUGGCGCUAAUGUCAAGUUCAUCGAAAGGGAUAGGUUUGUAUGUAAGUUUGGUGGCAUAAAAUAAGCUUAAAAUGUCAAACACAUGAUGUUGAAAUGACAUUUAUGAUUACAUGAGUUUGUGUUUUGUGACAAAAAUGAUGUUAAAAUGACUUGGCUGGUUACAUAAAUUUAAUUUUUUUUGGUUUUUAGUCGACCCAGAUGAUUUGGUGGCUAAUGUAAAAACUGACAGUGAAGGCAUGUUUCAUAUAACUGGCAGAACUGAAGAGAUUACAUCAAUUGAACCAUACCUACAUUUUUACUAUCGUUGUGGAUCUACUGUAAGUGAAAAAUAGACAAAAAAUGUUUUUGAAAAGAUAAAAAAAGUUUGAAAUUGAGAAAUUAUAUUUUUGAUUAUUUACAGUAGCCUUGCAUCUACACAUUGUCACAAGGUAACUAAUGUAAAUUUUAGGACUGUCAACACUUUUCCAUUCGGAUAGAUGACAAAUUUAUUGAAACGGGAGACGACCAGCGGCCGUAUGAUUUUGGAAUUAGAGAAGUAUCCAACAUCACCGGAGUAUACAUGCAUGAAAACUGUUAG